This is a messenger RNA of Camelus dromedarius (Arabian camel), 3405 nucleotides long. RefSeq names its product NLR family pyrin domain containing 2 (gene NLRP2). Gene Ontology annotation, molecular function: protein binding. Gene Ontology annotation, biological process: regulation of inflammatory response. Gene Ontology annotation, cellular component: cytoplasm. The record is from RefSeq and is a predicted model, not a curated record. NCBI's taxonomy places the organism in Eukaryota, Metazoa, Chordata, Mammalia, Artiodactyla, Camelidae. The coding region runs from base 1 to 2892 and encodes 963 amino acids. The transcript has 10 exons.
AUGCUACCUUCUGCACAGCUGGGUUUCCACCUGCAACCUCUUCUGGAGCAGCUCCACCAGGACGAGUUGAGCAAAUUCAAAGCUCUGCUGAGGACCCUUUCUCUGAAAGAUGAGUUCCAGCACAUCUCCCCGACGGAGGUAGAGGAGGCUGACGGGAAGCAACUGGCAGAGAUUCUCACCAACCGCUGUCCCAGCUGUUGGGUGGAGACGGUGACCAUCCAGGUCUUUGACAAGAUGAACCGAACAGAUCUGUCUGAGAGAGCAAAGGAUGAACUCAGGGGUAAGCAGAAACAAGUCCACACAGUCUCCUGGGAGAAAGGAGUAAUGGUCUCCAUGGUGUUAGAAUGUGUUUUCUUAAUGAAUCACCAGCUCUCUCCUGUCUGUCCCCUACCUCGUAUCCCUGAAGGUAAACAAGAUAAAUACAGAAAUACAUUGAAGAAGAAGUUCGGGCAAAUCGGGAAGAACUUACGGCCGGGACCCAGUGAAAAUGUCCACGUUGCCACGCAGAGAUGUGAGGCCCUGAUCCCAUUCUGGAAUCCUCAGAUGCUCGCAGGGCCGUUUCCACACACGGUGGUGCUGCACGGUCCCGCGGGCGCUGGCAGAACCACGCUGGCAGAGCGGCCGAUGCUGGACUGGCCGCGGGACAGCGCGGCGGAGACCUCGGGCCCCGCCUCCCGCCUGCGCUGCGGGGCGCUCGGCCGCGGGGGCCCGCUCCUCGCGGAGGUCGAGGGGCUCUCGGGGCCGGACAGGAAGGCGCGUUUCCCGCAGCGCGCGGCAGACGAGGCCCGCGCCGCGCGAGCUCCGGACCCGCUGGGGGGCGGCGCCGGCCUGCUCCGCGUGGGCGCGGCGCCCGCCGCGUGCGGGCCCGUCUGCGCGCGCCCGGCCGCCUCCCGCGCCUGCGGCUCCUCCGCCGCCGCCGCCGCCGCCGCCGCCGCCGCCGCCGCCGCCGCCGCCGCCGCCGCCCCGCGCCUGCCGCUCCUCCGCCGCCGCCCCGGGCGCGGCCUCCGGGCGGCGCUGCGGGCCGCGGGCCCCCUGGCUGCCCAGGGCGCCUGGGCGCAGACGUCUGUGUUUGGCGGGCAGGAGCUCCGGAGGCUUGGGGUGGGGGAGGCCGCCCUGCGGCCCCUCCUGGACAGGAAUGGUCUGCAGGAGAGCCAAGACCACGGGGGCUGCUGUUCCUUCGUCCGCCUCAGCGUCCAGCAGCUUCCUGCCGCCGCGUUCUGUGCUUUGGAGGCGGAGGACGAGGAGGAGGAGGAGGAGGAGGAGGACGAGAGCAGCCCCAGCUGGGACAUUGGGGAUGUUCAGCAGCUGCUGUCCGGGGAAGAAAGGCUGAAGAGCCCCGCCCUGACCCAGGUGGGGUGCUUCUUAUUUGGCCUCCCCGGGGAAAAGGGAGCCAAGGCGCUGGAGACGGUCUUUGGCUGCCAAGUGUCAACAGAGGUCAAGCGGGAGUUACUGAAAUGCAGAUCAGUGUCCGACGGGAAUAAAGCCUGCUCCUCAACGGCGGACACGAAGGAGGUUUUGUACUGUCUCUACGAGUCUCAGGACGAGCAGCUUGUGAAGGAGGCAGUGGCCCAGGUCAAGGAGAUUUCUAUUCACUUGACAAGUACAUCUGAAAUGAUGCAGUCUUCUUUCUGCCUUAAACGUUGUCAAAACUUGGAGAAAGUUUCACUGCAGGUGGACAAGGGGAUAUUCCUGGAGAACGAUACUGCGCUGAAGCCAGACACUCAGGUUGAGAGGUCCCUGAAUGAUCAACAUAUUCUUCCUUUCUGGGUGGACCUUUGUUCCGUGUUUGACUCAAACAGGAAUCUGACAUUUCUGGACAUCAGUCAGAGCUUCCUUAGUACCUCAUCAGUGAGGGUUCUUUGUGAAAAAAUAGCCUCUGCUGCCCCGAGUCUCCAGAAAGUGAUCCUCAAAAAUCUCUCCCCAGCUGACGCUUACCGGAACAUCUGCCUCGCUUUGGGAGGUCUUGAGACUCUAACACAUCUGACCCUUCAAGGAAAUGACCAGGACGAUCUGCUUCCCCCGUUGUGUGAGGUCUUGAGGCACCCAAAAUGCAAUCUGCAAUAUCUCAGGCUGGCAUCGUGUCCUGCCACCACUGAGCGAUGGGCCGAUCUCUCCUCCUGCCUCAGGAUCAGUCAGUCCCUCACGUGCUUGAACCUCACAGCAAACGAGCUCCCGGGUGAGGCUGCCAAGGGCCUGUGCAGGACGCUGAGCCACCCGAAGUGCUUCCUGCAGAGGCUGUCGUUGGAAAACUGUCACCUUACAGAAGCCAAUUGCAAGGAGCUGUCUUCUGCUCUGAUUGUCAGCCAGAGGCUGACCCACCUGUGCUUGGCAAAGAAUGCUCUUGGAGAUCGUGGGGUGAAACUCCUGUGUGAAGGCCUGAGUUACCCCGAAUGCCAACUGCAAACCCUGGUGCUGUGGUGCUGCAGCAUAACCUCUGGUGGCUGCUUUCAUCUCUCGAAGCUCCUCCAACAAAACUCACGACUUACACACUUGGAUCUGGGGCUGAAUCACAUAGGAAUUACUGGACUGAAGUUUCUGUGCGAGUCUUUGAAGAAGCCACUGUGCAACCUGAGAUGUCUGUGGUUGUGGGGAUGUGCCAUCUCCCCCUUCUGCUGUGCGGACCUCUCAUCUGCCCUUCAGUGCAAUCGGAACCUGAUCACUCUGGACCUGGGUCAGAAUUUCUUGGGCUACAGUGGGAUAAAGAUGCUGUGUGAUGCCCUGAAACUUCAGAGUUGCCCCCUCCGGACAGUCAGAUUGAAGAUAGAUGAGUCUGUCUUUCGAAUUCGGAAGCUGCUAGAAGAAAUAAAGGAAAGCAACCCACAGCUGACUAUUGAGAGUGAUCAUCAAGGUCCAAAACAUAGCAGACCUUCUUCUCGUGACUUCAUUUUCUGAAUCUCCCUGGAGUUACUGAUUCUCCAAUAAAGUCAUAGAUCGUCAAGGUGACGGUGAACUUCCCAGGAGCCCUCUCAGUGAUGUUAGUUGCGGGGCCAAAUAUUAUUUCAGCCAUGGUUGUGCCUCUGACUUGCAUAAAACGUACACACAUCACAACCCUGUUGUGGGUGAAAUGUCUAUAUCUCGGGUACAUCAAGAGAAAUAAAGGUGAACGCAUGCAUGAAGUCUUAGUUAUUGAUAGAUUCUGACCAAAUGUAAAGAAAAGAUAAUUUGGGUAGAACUUAGCCCAAGGGGGAAAAUGGGACAGGAAUGUUUGUGAGCACAUUGAUCUCUGUUUGCCUUGGCCGGUCAUUGCCCAGUGCCAGUAUUUCUUGAUCUGCAUUGAUAGCUGCCUGAGAAGCCGUCCUCAUCAGAGCAUUUCUCCUACCAAUCCCACAAUAUUUUGUAGCCCUCUUAGGUGCUUCAAGUAUGAUCAUGUCAUUGCCCUGAUUAACUUUUUCAUAAUUCUGCCUU